AUGGCCCCACUCCUUACAGCUCAAAAAGCAUAUAUCAAUGCCAAGGGCAAAGGCAAAGGCAAAAGAAAAGCGGACGAUAUCGAUGUCGACGAUGACGAUGUUCAGCAACCUAAACAGAAGAGAAACAAGCAACGCGUCUUACUACUCUCCUCUCGGGGUAUCACCCAUCGCAUGAGACAUCUCAUGAACGAUCUUGAGACUUUGCUACCUCAUGUAAAGAAAGAUUCCAAACUUGAUUCCAAGUCACAGUUGCAUCUCCUGCCUGAGAUAGCAGACCUGAACAACUGCAAUAACACGCUUUACUUCGAGGCAAGGAGACAUGAAGACCUAUACAUGUGGGCUACGAAAACACCAAAUGGGCCCAGCAUAAAUUACACGUUCAAAACAGGAAUUCUCAGCUUUGAUAAAGCGUUUGAUGAAACAGAGUGGGGAAAGCUUACCAAAGAGGUUUUCACGCAUAUCUUUGGUGUUCCCCCACUGGCUCGGAAAGCCAAACCGUUUAUCGACCACGUUUUAACCUUUUCUAUCCUCGAUAACAAAAUCUGGUUCCGGAAUUUCCAGAUAAUGGAAAAGGAUCCGUUGCAGCCUAACGGCCCACCUCAGACAUCUCUCGUGGAGAUUGGCCCCCGAUUUGUGCUGACGCCCAUCCGUAUUUUUGAAGGAGCAUUUGGUGGCGCCACCGUUUAUUCCAAUCCUGAAUUUGUUACACCUGCUUCCGUGCGCUCAGCAGUCAGGCAUGCCAGGGGUGACAAAUACCGUCAACGGAAAGAAGCCCAGGAGGAGACAUCAAAGAGAAAAGUGCUUCGUAAGAGGGAUGAAGAUGCACUGGCAGUAUCCAAGGUGUUUGCGUAG
This is a messenger RNA of Suillus fuscotomentosus, 852 nucleotides long. Its product is annotated as Brix domain-containing protein. The coding region runs from base 1 to 852 and encodes 283 amino acids. The transcript is spliced from 6 exons. Gene Ontology annotation, molecular function: rRNA binding. The record is from RefSeq and is a predicted model, not a curated record. Gene Ontology annotation, cellular component: nucleolus. Gene Ontology annotation, biological process: rRNA processing; ribosomal large subunit assembly. Lineage: Eukaryota; Fungi; Basidiomycota; Agaricomycetes; Boletales; Suillaceae.